Paracoccidioides lutzii Pb01 is the source of this 1806-nucleotide messenger RNA. RefSeq lists its product as hypothetical. Gene Ontology annotation, biological process: iron-sulfur cluster assembly; protein processing. The coding region runs from base 1 to 1806 and encodes 601 amino acids. The record is from RefSeq and is a predicted model, not a curated record. Gene Ontology annotation, cellular component: Dsc E3 ubiquitin ligase complex; endoplasmic reticulum. The transcript has 2 exons. Gene Ontology annotation, molecular function: iron-sulfur cluster binding.
AUGUCGCUCUGUUCUACGGUUCACCCAACAGUGACAUCAUCUUGUCUUUUCAAACCACUCACAGCUCAGCUGCCCAGACGGAUAUGUCCUCUGAGGCUGCGAGCAUUCUCUUCGUACGGCUCAUCCUGUGACUCAUCAAAGCGCAAACUACAGAUCGCAACCGCAUAUCAACCCUACACCCUCCCAGAAUCCUUCCCGCCUCCUCGGAACACAGGGGUAACGGGCAGCUCAAUCACUGAUGGCUAUCUCGUGCUCAACGGGAAAUGGCAAUCAAGACCCGCAGGACAACCCCAGCCGUCAAUAACCAAUCGAUUUGAUAAAGAAUCAAGCAUCGGUGUCCCCAAGUCUGAAGCCCAGAAGUCAACGCCGGUAGCGUCCGCUUCUCCGUCCACUCCUUCAGAAACCGAUCAAUCCCAGACACCUAGGAAAGCAGCGCGCCGCAGCAGGCUGAAGGCGCGCAAAGCUGCUCUAACCAUCACACCAGAAGCGGUCUCGCACCUACGUAAGCUGAUAGACCAGCCCGAUCCGAAGCUGAUUCGAGUCGGAGUGAAGAAUAGAGGGUGUUCUGGCCUCUCCUACAAUCUCGAAUAUGUGGAUAAGCCUGCGCCGUUUGAUGAAGUGGUGGAACAAGAUGGAGUUAAGAUUUUGGUAGACAGCAAGGCUUUGUUCAGCAUCAUUGGUUCUGAGAUGGAUUGGCAGGAAGACAAAUUGGCGAGCCGUUUUGUGUUUAAAAAUCCUAACAUCAACCAUACAUUCCUCCUACCCACCGACCUCUGUCUCCUCACAAUUCGUUUCUCCGCCUCAAUACCAGACGUCCUCCUCGAAAUCCCUGAACCAGCUCGCCUGACAGCCGCAGGCCUCAAACAACUUAUCCGCCAACGUCUCCCUCGGCAUCUCUCAACUCACCGCCUCCGCCUCAUCUAUGCGGGCAAAGCACUGGAAGAUUCCUCCUCCCUCGCCUCCGCCCUAAACAUCGCCUCACAACCUACAAGAUAUAAAUCACCUGCCCCUCCACGAGAUGCAAACUACCUGAAUGAUAAAGACAAAUGCAAGGGUAAAGGUAAAGCUCCUGUCCGCGAACCACCAACACCACCGUUCCGGACAUACAUACACUGUUCGGUCGGCGAUAUUAUUCUGUCCGCGGCAGAGUUGGAGGCCGAGGCGCGGCUGACGCAAGUAAAUCGUGAAUCACACGGGCAUGGGGAAGGAAAGGGAGAAAACAAAUCAGGGUUGGUGGAAGUAGAUGUUUCUCUCCUCGGACCUCCAAAUUCCCUUUCGCCAUUAUCAUCGUCUACCUCUGCGGCCCCUACUUUACCUGGUACCCUUUCCGCUGCACAUGGCCAGAGCAGCGGUAAUACCAGCCAGCAACCUCUCACCACCGGACCUAGGGGUUUCGAUCGUUUGCUGGAAGCUGGAUUCACACCUGCAGAAGUCUCUGCGCUCCGGUCGCAGUUCCUCGCCCUGCAGUCCCUGUCGCAUACUCCAGAUACGAUGCCAUCUGGUGCGGAGCUGCGGCGACUGGAGGAUAUAUGGAUGGAUGAGGGGGGUCCUGUGGGGAGUUCUGAAACGUUAGGUGGGAAUGGAGGUCCCGGUGUUGGUGGUGGGAUUUCGAAUGACGUGGUUGGCGGGAAUUCGGGGGCGUUGGAUGAUAUGUUAUGGGGCUCUGUGAUGGGGUUCUUUUGGCCUGUGGGUUGUGGGUUGUGGUUGUUGAGGGAACAAGGAGUUUGGAGUUGGAGGAAGGGGUUGGCCGUGUUCGUUGGGGUUGUUGUAAAUCUUGGGUUUGGGGUUGUGAGGAUUUUAAAUUAA